CGGACUGGAUGUCAGCUUGGCGAGGAGACAGAAGUCACUUCUGACAUUUGUCAUCAGUAAACUGUGGUCCGCCAGGAGAAGGCGGGACUCACCGCGCUGGACUGACUUUUUAUUGUUGAGCAUCGUCCUGUCAUUGAUAAAGCAUUUGUUUGGACUUUAAACUGUGAAGCUGAAGAUGCCAGCCGGUACUUUAGAGAGAACAUCCCCGUCCGCUGUGGCUGCCACACCGGCGAGCGGGGACUCGACCCCCGAAAAACCCCGGACCCUGUCAGAGAACAGAAAGUCCUCCAAACCAAUCAUGGAAAAGCGGAGACGUGCGCGCAUCAACGAGAGUCUGGGCCAGCUUAAGACCCUCAUCAUGGACGCGCUCAAGAAAGAUAGCUCCAGACACUCCAAACUGGAGAAGGCGGAUAUUCUGGAGAUGACCGUGAAGCACCUGAGGAACCUGCAGCGACUUCAGAUGACUGCUGCUGUGAACACAGACCCAUCCGUCCUGGGAAAAUACAGAGCCGGGUUCAGUGAGUGUGUAGGAGAGGUCACGCGUUUCCUGUCCACGUGCGAAGGGGUGAACACAGAGGUGAGGACUCGUCUCCUCAGCCACCUGGCGGCCUGCGUGACCCAAAUCAACGCUGUGAACUACUAUACACCUCACCCAGGUGCACUGGGACUUGGACAGACCGGUGCACAGAUCCCAGCUGCUUCCGCUCCACAGAUGCCCUGCAAAAGUGGCUCAGUGAUGCACGUCACCCCAGAAGCGAUGAAGCUGUACGGUGGCUUCCAGGUUGUGCCAACGCCGGAUGGACAGUACGCUUUUCUAGUUCCCAGUGCGGCUCUUAUGCCUCUGAGUGCACAAAACAGCCAUCACAUGUCACCUGUUGCACCUCCGGUCACCUCAGACUCUGUGUGGAGGCCAUGGUAGGAAAUCAGCUCAAGGACUGACAGUAAAACACAUUUUUGUACAUUUUGUAAAUGUUUUUAAAACCUACCUGAGAGGGAUGUUUACACACAUUUGUGUCUUUUUAUAUGGACGUUAGGAGAUAUUCUUGGCCUCAUUGCUUGCUGUUAUUUUCUCUGUUUUUGAUAUGGUCACAAUUCCUCAGCGUCAGGAGGUCAAGAAAAUCCUUGAAAAGCUCUUGAACAGCACUGUAUUUUUUGAGAUGAAUAAAACAAUUUCUAUGAUGUUUACUACAA
Messenger RNA from Dicentrarchus labrax (European seabass), 1191 nucleotides. Its product is annotated as transcription factor HES-1-B-like. The transcript is spliced from 4 exons. Gene Ontology annotation, cellular component: nucleus. Lineage: Eukaryota; Metazoa; Chordata; Actinopteri; Moronidae. The coding region runs from base 176 to 919 and encodes 247 amino acids. The record is from RefSeq and is a predicted model, not a curated record. Gene Ontology annotation, biological process: regulation of neurogenesis; anterior/posterior pattern specification; regulation of transcription by RNA polymerase II. Gene Ontology annotation, molecular function: DNA-binding transcription factor activity, RNA polymerase II-specific; RNA polymerase II cis-regulatory region sequence-specific DNA binding; protein dimerization activity.